Bipolaris victoriae FI3 is the source of this 2124-nucleotide messenger RNA. Its product is annotated as glycoside hydrolase family 93 protein. The transcript has 4 exons. Bases 1 to 2124 code for a protein of 707 amino acids. The record is from RefSeq and is a predicted model, not a curated record. NCBI's taxonomy places the organism in Eukaryota, Fungi, Ascomycota, Dothideomycetes, Pleosporales, Pleosporaceae.
AUGAAGCUCUAUCCGGAUAUUCUGGCCAUGGCCGCUAUUUUCGCUAGCAAUGUCGUUGCUUUCGAUCCUUCGAUUUUCAAUACCAGCGACCCUAAACCAUGGGGCUUCUUCGUGGACAACAUCAUCUACAAGCCCACUGGCAAUGAGUCCAUGACGUACCCUCGCUAUACUGAAUUGGAUGAUGGGACUAUCAUUGCAACUACAUGGCUUCUAGGUCACACACCUGGUUACCAGCCCAUCUUCGAGUCGAAGGAUGGCGGCGCUACAUGGAAGCACAUUUCCAAUUUGAACAGCAUCGAUGGUUUGGGCAUAAAUAAUCAGCCUGCCCUAACGGUAUUGACGGAGGCCAUGGGGGGUUACGCGGCUGGCACUAUCUUGGCCAGCGGUAACGUUUGGGGUAAAAACUUCAGCAGAAUUGACCUAUACGCUAGCAGAGACACGGCAAGGACUUGGGAGUUUGUGAGUCACAUUGCCCAGGGUCAAGAGCCCGGCUCACAAAAGGCAAUCUGGGAGCCAUAUCUUCUGCAAUACAAAGGCGAAUUGAUAGCCUACUACUCGGAUGAACGUGACCCCAAUCACAGCCAAAAGCUUUCUCAUCAAGUGUCUUCCGAUCUGAAGACGUGGGGCCCUGUUGUUGACGACGUAGCUUACGAUGAGGUCGCUGAUCGUAGUGGUAUGACGGUCGUGACAUAUAUUCCACCCAUCAAAAAGUGGAUUCUUGUACACGAACAGGGCUUUGGAAAGACGGUCUUUGGUGUCAAUUACCCCGUCUACUACGUUCUGGCCGACUCUCCUGUAGAAUUUGGCGACAACGUUGGCCAGCCUAUCGUCAUUGAUGAUCGUGCGCCCGGGUCCAGUCCGUAUGUGGUCUGGAGCUCUCAUGGAGGCCCCAAUGGCACCAUCGUGGUCUCUGAUGCGUCAGACAGCCAGGUGUUCACCAAUACGCACGGCGGCGCUGUAGACAAAUGGGAGAAGCAUGCUACGCCUGCUGCAGUGGUAUAUUCGCGUGCCAUCCAGAUCUUGAAGAACAGGCCGGAGCACCUGUUGAUUUAUGGUGGAGAAAGGUAUAGUACUUUCACCCAGGGAAGUGGCCUUCCGUUUUCGGCGACUGUAGUCAAUCUGACAGAGGCGCCUACGCGCUCUAGAAAUAAGGAAGUCAAAAAGAAACGGAGGGGCAGACCACCAGGAAGUCGCAAUUCCGCUGUCGGCUCGAAGCCAACGCCAAAGCCCGGUACAGCAAAGAAGAGGAAACCUUCAGCCAAACAGCAGCCACAAGAAGCCGAAGAUGAGCUAUCCCUAAUCGAACCAGCUCCAUCAAACCAACCAAAACCUCGCAAGCGCAAAGCUGACGACACUGCCGCUGCCGCCGCUGAGCCAGAAGCCCAGUCACGCAAGGAAUAUCUACGGCUCGAGGCAAAAUCAAGGAGAAUCACACGCGACCAAGUCGACAAAUGGCCAGAAAUAUCACCUCAGGUCUUGGAGCAGAUCCUUGCCGUGGUGCGCAAUGCGAAGAAGGACACAGCUGAGACACAGCGGGACGAGCGGAAGGUCAUGGCUGCAUACAACACGCUCAACCCACUUGUACGAAGACUAUCACGCCAACUCGCCGAGUCGCGGAUCCCUCCUCAAGCCAAAGACAUACACUUCAACAUCGAUAAGCUGACGGAGCGCAAUGCCCAAGUAUCGCGAGAGGUCACUACUGCGCGACACUCGAAGCAACUGCUCAGUGAGCAGAUCAAGAUCGCCGAGCACUUGCUUAGCAAGGACGAAGAAUACCUGGAGUUGAUGAAGAAGAACGCAAAGACGUGGAGGACUGAGUGGAAACACCAGCGGAAGCAUGGACGCCUCCACCCCUUGCUCCAACCCGGUGACGAGGUCACUACUGAUGGCGACGGCCCUGAGGAUAUUGGUUUGAAACCACAAAGCACAGUAGAUCUUUCGUCCCUCGACUCGCCCGACUCCGACCUCGGUCCGGUGCUUGAACAAUUGAAGCGCAGCCUAAAGAACAUGCAGAGCAAUCAUACCCAAGUAGAGGGCCUCGAUACGGCAAUAGGCAAUGCACAAGCUGCGCUAGAUGAUGUCCUGUUUCGGCAUGCCAAUGCUGCACAGUAUGCCAACUUGUGA